CAAGAUGGCGCCCGGACGGUGCCGGCGCUGAGGCCGCUCCGCCGCCAGCGGGGCCCGGGGUGCAUGUAAUCAAAGGAGUUUCUUUGUUGUAUCUUUUCAGAACACAACAGGAAUUCAAAAUGAAUCAGAACACAAGUGAGUCCCCUGUAGCUGUGGAGACCUUGGAUGAUGUUCCUGAGCACGUGCUUCGGGGCCUUCCUGAGGACGUGAGGCUCUUCCCAUCUGCUGUGGACAAGAGUCGGCUUGGUGUCUGGGCAACAAAAUCAAUUUUGAAAGGCAAGAAGUUUGGACCAUUUGUUGGUGACAAGAAAAAAAGAUCUCAAGUUAAGAGCAAUGUAUACAUGUGGGAGGUGUAUUACCCCAACCUGGGCUGGAUGUGUGUGGAUGCCACCGACCCCGAGAAGGGCAACUGGCUGCGCUACAUAAACUGGGCGCGCUCGGGGAAGGAGCAGAACCUCUUCCCUCUGGAGAUCAACAGGACCAUUUACUACAAGAGUCUGAAGCCAAUCGCGGCGGGCGAGGAGCUUCUGGUGUGGUACAAUGGCGAGGACGACCCGGCGAUAGCGGCCGCGAUCGAGGAGGAGCGAGCGAGCGCCCGCAGCCGCCGGCACUCCCCGAAGGCCCGCAGAGGAAAGAAGAAGACUCAGGAAGGUAAAAACAAGGGAAAGAAAGCCACAGAUACAAAACAGAAAAAGGCUGAUUUGGAUUCUACUUCUGCAGAUAUGAGGGAUUCUAAAGAGAGUCAUAAAGAGGAAGAUGAAGCACCUUCUGUUUCUGCUGUGCUGUCUCUGGAACAAACAGCUGUGAUUCAGGAAAUGGUAAAUCAAGAUGUACUUCCAAAGCUGAUGAUCCCCAGUCCAGCCAAUGAACCACAAGUGGUAACUGAAGACAAGCAAGGAGAAGCAAUAAACUGUGCAUCAGAUGAUUUAGAUGACGAAGAAGAGGAUGAUGAAGAAGAGGAAGAUGAAGAGGAAAUAGAGGAUACCAAUAUGCCUAAAGAAAAUGCUGAAAUGCCUUUGAUGUGUGAAGAAAAGCUGGACUCCUUGGAAGAACAAAAGAGUACAUCAGAGGAAUCUCCAGAAAGCUCUCCAAAGAAAAAACUCGUGGUGAAAAUCCCAAAAGCACAGGGGGAAUCCAACGGUGAUGUUCAGGAAACAUUCAUGUUUCCCUGCCAGCACUGUGAGAGGAAGUUUACAACAAAGCAGGGACUGGAGCGCCACAUGCACAUCCAUAUUUCCACCCUGAGCCACGCGUUCAAGUGUCGGUACUGCGGGAAAGCCUUCGGCACUCAGAUCAACAGGCGGAGGCACGAGCGGCGCCACGAGGCCGGGCCGAAAAGGAAACCAUUCCUGACACUGACCUCAUCACAGCACUUGGAUAAUGUUGCUGAUAACCAGGUGAUUGUGGAUGAUGGUCUUAAAGAUGACCUGAACGUUUCCAAUCUUGUGCAAGACUCUGUUGUCUUGGAUUCUGAGAAGGUUUCCCAGGAAAUGUCAAAUUCUGCGUUUGCUGAGGAAAAUAAGGAGCCCAAAGAAUUGCAUCCGUGCAAAUACUGCAAAAAGGUUUUUGGUACUCACACCAACAUGAGGAGGCAUCAGCGGAGGGUUCAUGAGCGUCAUCUUAUUCCCAAAGGUGUCAGAAGAAAAGGGUUCUUUACUGAGGAGCCACCUGUCCCAACAGAGCCGGCCCCUGCAGUCCAGAGUGUGUACAUAGCCAGCACAGAAAUAGAAGAGGAAGGUGAAGGGGAUGAUGUGUAUCUUAUGGAUAUAUCCAGCAAUAUCUCUGAGAAUUUAAAUUACUACAUUGAUGGUAAGAUUCAGUCCAACAGCAACACUAGCAAUUGUGAUGUGAUUCAGAUGGAGUCCAACUCUGCAGACUUGUAUGGGUUGAAUUGUAUAAUCAGUCCAGUCACAGUGGAAAUUUCCUCAAAUUUAAAGGUUACACAAACACUUGUGACUGAACCUGCUAAGGAACCCUCUAGCAGUGGGAGCAGUGAAUCCAAAAAGAGAAGAACUGCUAGCCCUCCUCUUGUACCAAAAAUAAAAACUGAAAUAGACCCAGAACCUAUAACUCCUACUAGUUCUUUAAAUCUUCCUCUUACCAUUUCAACAGAAAGCUUACCUUUUCAUAAAGAAAAAGGGGUUUAUUUGUCAUCAAAAUUAAAGCAGCUCCUUCAGACACAGGACAAUAAGAAGAUAACUCCAUCAAGUGAAAUCCCUAAAAUAGGACCUUCUGUUACAUCAUCGCCUAUUUUGCCUCCAGUAUCCAGCAGGUUUAAAAGAAGGACCAGCUCUCCUCCCAGUUCUCCACAGCACAGUCCAGUGCUUCGAGACUUUGUCAAAUCAGGGGAGGGAAAAACUGUGUGGAAUGAUAAUAUUCGGAGCUCGAAAAUGCCAAAGUUAGAAAGCCACAGCAACUCACCUGCUUGGAGCUUGGCUGGAAGGGAGGACAAAGAAACUUUGAGCCCUCUUUGCUUUGAAGAAUAUAAAAUAUCAAAAGACUGGACAGCAGCUCCGACUUUUGGCAAUGUGUGCAACCAGCAGCCACUGGAUUUGUCCAGUGGUAUGAAACAAAGGUCUGACGUCAAGAGCAAGACUCAGGUUCCCUGGGAAUCCGUUUUAGAUCUAAGUGUGCAUAAGAAGCCUUGCAACGACACUGAAAUCAGGGAAUACAAAGAGAAUUCCACACAGCCAACGUGUAGUGGUGUUAAGAAGAAGAAACCCACCACCUGCAUGCUGCAGAAGGUUCUGCUGAACGAGUACAACGGGACAGACGCGGCCCUGGACAGCGCGCUGGGCGCGGACAGCGCCGCCAGCCCCAGCAAGGCGCUGGAGCCUCAGGCAGAGCCCGAGGCAGAUCCCUCUCUCUCGGCCUCGUCUUCCACUGACACUCAGCCCCUCAGCUCUGCCUCCCCCGUGCCACAGGCGCCUGCAGCACCUGCUGUGUGCCAGCUGCCUCCGUUGUUAACGCCCACCAACCCGCCCUCCCCGCCGCCCUGCCCGCCCGUGUUAACCGUGGCCACGUCGCCUCCCCCCCUGCUCCCAACCAUGCCCUUACCCAUUCCAGAUGUCUCUGCCAGUGCCACUAACACUUCCUCGUGUCCCUCGCCACUCUCCAACACUACUACCCAGUCCCCACUACCAGUUCUUUCACCUACAGUUUCUCCUUCUCCAUCCCCUGUCCCUUCUGUUGAACCUCUUAUUUCUGCUGCUUCACCUGGCCCCCCUACACUGUCUUCCUCCUCUUCCUCCUCCUCUUCCUCCUCUUUCUCAUCCUCUUCCUCCUCCUCAUCUCCAUCUCCACCUCCUCUUUCUGUAGUUUCUUCUGUUGUUUCCUCUGCUGAUAACCUUGAAAGUUCUCUCCCAGUAAUAAAGCAGGAAGAAGCUGAAAGCGAACAGCAGAAAGCAAGAGAAGAUCCUCACACUUCAAGUCAAUCAGUAGUGCAGGAAACGUUCAACAAGAGCUUUGUGUGCAAUGUCUGUGAAUCACCUUUUCUUUCCAUUAAAGACCUAACGAAGCAUUUAUCCAUUCAUGCUGAAGAAUGGCCCUUCAAAUGUGAAUUCUGUGUACAGCUUUUUAGGGAUAAAACAGACUUGUCAGAACAUCGCUUUCUGCUUCAUGGAGUAGGGAAUAUCUUUGUUUGUUCAGUGUGUAAAAAGGAAUUUGCUUUUUUGUGCAAUUUGCAGCAGCAUCAACGGGAUCUCCAUCCAGACAAAGAGUGCUCACAUCAUGAGUUUGAAAGUGGGACUUUGAGACCCCAGAAUUUUACUGACCCCAGUAAGGCAAACGUGGAGCACAUGCAGAGCCUGCCAGAAGAUUCUUUGGAACCUUCCAAAGAGGAGGACGAUGAAGAUCUAAAUGAUUCUUCUGAAGAGCUUUAUACUACUAUAAAAAUAAUGGCUUCUGGAGUGAAAUCUAAAGAUCCAGAUGUUCGUAUGGGCCUCAAUCAACACUACCCAAGCUUUAAACCACCUCCUUUCCAGUAUCACCAUCGUAAUCCCAUGGGUAUUGGAGUUACUGCAACAAACUUCACAACCCACAAUAUCCCCCAGACUUUUACUACUGCCAUUCGAUGCACAAAAUGUGGAAAAAGUGUUGAUAACAUGCCUGAGUUACACAAACACAUACUGGCCUGUGCAUCUGCUAGUGAUAAAAAGAGAUACACACCUAAAAAAAAUCCUGUGCCCCUCAAACAGACAGUGCAGCCUAAGAAUGGCGUGGUGGUUAUUGCUGGGCCUGGGAAGAACGCCUUCAGACGAAUGGGCCAGCCUAAAAGACUCAAUUUCAAUGUUGAGAUUAGCAAAAUGUCCUCCAAUAAACUAAAAAUAAGUGCAUUGAAAAAGAAAAACCAGCUUGUCCAGAAAGCUAUCCUGCAAAAAAAGAAAUCUGCCCAGCAGAAGGCAGAACUGAAAAAUAACUCAUCUGAGACGGACUCUCACAUCUGCCCCUACUGUAACCGAGAGUUCACUUACAUUGGGAGUUUGAACAAACACGCAUCAUACAGCUGCCCCAAAAAACCCAUCUCUCCCUCCUCCAAAAAGAAUUCUUCCAAAAAAAGUGCAGCUUCUUCACCUGCAAACAGUGACAAAGGCAGCAACCAGCGCAGGCGCACAGCAGAUGCAGAAAUCAAAAUGCAGAGCACUCAGGCUCACCUGGGCAAGACGAGAGCGCGAACCUCAGGACCCACACAGCUCCAGCUCCCCUCUGCCUCCUUCAAGUCCAAACAAAACGUUAAAUUUGUACCUUCCAUACGAUCUAAAAAGCCAAAUUCAUCUUCAUCCUUGAGGAACUCUAGUCCUGUAAGAGUGUCUAAAAUGUCCCACGUUGAUGGGAAAAAAACUAAGGUGGUUUCUAAGAACAGUUCCUCUGGAAUCUCCAGCAAAGCGUCCCGGAAAUUGCACGUCAGAAUACAAAGGAAUAAUAAAGCUGUUUUGCCAAGUAAAUCCGUGGCGAGUAAGAAAAAGGCAGACAGGUUCAGUGUAAAAUCUAGAGAGAGGAUUGGAGGACCAAUCACUCGGAGCCUGCAGCAGGCAGCAAAUGCAGAGGCAGCAGAAAACAAAAGAGAGGAAAGCAGUACAAAGCAAGAACUAAAAGAUUUCAGGUGCCAGAAACUUCUGACUGGGAAAGGUGAGGUGAAGUAAUCCUCAAGCAUUGUCCUCUCCUGCUUUGCUCAGGUGAGGUGAGGUGGGUUCCUCAGCAGGCAGCAGGGACAAUGCUUCCUUCUGCUGGAAAUGGUGAUUCCUUCUGUCAUCUCACCCUUCCUUCCAAGGGAGGGAGCACAGAGCAGGCUCCUGCCUUCUCCAGGGAGUGAGGAGCUGGGGGUGCUGGGGACAGGGUGGCCUUGGGGUCCCCCAGGGUGUGGAGCUCAGGAGAGCAGAUGGAGAAGAGUUCAGGCACCUGCAGGCAAAGCAGCCAUGGGGCUGGAUGGGUCUGCUCUUCCUGGGAGAGCACAGAGGGUUUAACACACUAUGCAGUUAAAUUCUGAACUGACUGUUACA
Catharus ustulatus (Swainson's thrush) is the source of this 5498-nucleotide messenger RNA. Its product is annotated as PR domain zinc finger protein 2-like. Gene Ontology annotation, cellular component: nucleus. The record is from RefSeq and is a predicted model, not a curated record. NCBI's taxonomy places the organism in Eukaryota, Metazoa, Chordata, Aves, Passeriformes, Turdidae. The transcript has 9 exons. Gene Ontology annotation, biological process: regulation of transcription by RNA polymerase II. The coding region runs from base 120 to 5141 and encodes 1673 amino acids. Gene Ontology annotation, molecular function: protein binding; histone methyltransferase activity; DNA-binding transcription factor activity, RNA polymerase II-specific.